Molecule: messenger RNA, 2715 nt
Organism: Momordica charantia (bitter melon)
Lineage: Eukaryota; Viridiplantae; Streptophyta; Magnoliopsida; Cucurbitales; Cucurbitaceae
Gene: BIM1
Product: basic helix-loop-helix (bHLH) DNA-binding superfamily protein
Biological process (GO): DNA-templated transcription
Molecular function (GO): protein dimerization activity; DNA-binding transcription factor activity
Source: RefSeq, a predicted model, not a curated record
AUACAGAGAAAAAAAGAGCGAGUUUCUUCCGACCUCAAGCCUCGUCUUCCGCCGCACUGUUUGCUCUCUCACAACAUUGAAUUUCAGAGAGAAAAUAUUAGAUCGAAACUAGUAAUUCUGCCAUUUUUGAGCUUCUGAUUAAAUCCAACGAUUUCUGAAGAUUAGGUAGCAGAAUCGAAGUCCAUUAUCGUUUUGUUGAAGCACUCCGGCGACGGAACUGCUACCGAACUGAUCUUCUGAAUUCCGGUGCGACUGCUCGCCGCUGGCCGACGUCCGACGGCGGCGGAGAAUUCUCGGUGGAAGUCUUUGGUAGAAGAGUCGCUUCCUCUGGAAUUUGAUGAUCGGGAGUGUUUUCCCCGAGAAACAAUCAGAAUUAUUCAGGAAUCACGUGAAAGCUGCCCGUACCUAAUGCAAGUGUAAGAAAAGAAAACCUAGCUCUGUCGUGGAAAGACUGUGAAACGCUUCGUUUUGGAGAUCUCCAGCAGCCGGAGGCAAAUCGGCUAUUAGGCUGCUUUCCAUGCCCGGUGUGGAUCUAAGAACUAAUUCCGGAAUUUUCUCGCUCUUUCUCGCUCUCGCCUACCAAAAUUCAACUCGACGAGCUCUGAAUUUCACAGAGCACCACCAUUUCCGAAGCGAUAUAAAUCUCUCCGUAAAAAAUUCCGCCACAAUUCACCUUCCAGCCGUGGACUGUCAAUUCCAAAAUUGGCGGAAAUUCCGAUGGAACUUCCUCAACCCCGUCAGUUUGGAGCCGAAGGAAGCAAAUCAACUCACGACUUCCUCUCACUGUACUCCCAUUCAAGUCCACAGCUAGAUCCAAGACCAUCCCCACAAGGUGGGUAUCUUAAAACACACAAUUUCCUGCAACCACAAGAGCGGAUAAGGAAGGGUAGUACGAAGGAAGAGACGGAUGUGGAGAGGCCGCCGCCACCGGCGCCACCACCUUCCUCCGUUGAGCAUCUCCUCCCCGGUGGGAUCGGGACUUACAGUAUAAGCCACGUAUCGUAUUUCGAUCAUCAGAGGGUUCUGCCGAAACCGGAAGGCUCGGUUUUUACUGGUGCUCGAUCGAGUAGUAGCACGGAGAGGAACGACGAGAACUCGAACGGCAGUUCUUUCGCAGCGGCCGGAUGUGGAUUCACGCUGUGGGAAGAAUGUGCUGCCAAAAAGGGAAAGACAGGGAAGGAGAAUCUUGUGGCCAAUGAACCUCGGGCGAGCACGAGCCAAUGGACGGCGUCCAUGGAGCGGCCCUCGCAAUCAUCUUCGAACAACCAUCACAACACUUUCAGCUGUCACUCAUCCUCUCAGCCGACAGGAAAGAAGAACCAGAGCUUCAUGGAGAUGCUAAAGUCGGCCAAGAGCACCUCUCAGGAUGAGGAACUGGACGAUGAUGGCGACUUUGUCGUUAAGAAAGAGACCUCCACCGCCAAUAAAGGAGAAUUGAGGAUUAAAGUUGAUGGGCAGAGCUCUGAUCCAAAGGCGAACACCCCUAGAUCAAAGCACUCUGCGACAGAACAACGAAGAAGAAGCAAGAUAAACGAUAGAUUUCAGAUGCUGAGAGGCCUCAUUCCUCAUAGUGACCAAAAGAGGGACAAGGCAUCAUUCUUAUUAGAGGUUGUCGAGUACAUUCAAUUCUUACAGGAAAAGGUACAGAAGUAUGAAGGUUCAUACCAAGAAUGGAAUCAUGAAAUGGCUAAAUUGAUGCCGUUGAGAAACAAUCAACGGAGCGCAGAUGGUUACAACGAUCAAUCGCGAGGGAUAAAUAGUGGGUCUGGUCCUGCUCUAGUUUUUGCAGCAAAAUUAGUUGAGAAAAAUGCCCCUGUAUCUCCAAUUGUUCCUGGGAGUUCACAUAAUGCAGUGGAUUCUGACACAAGUUCUGCUACUACCUUGAAAGCAGUAGAUCACCAUUCUGGAAGAACAUAUAAUGCAGUACCAUCUCCCAUGUCCAUGCCACCAAAACUUUAUGCACCUACAAGAGAUGGAAAUGUAGUGCCUCAACCCCCAAAUCAAUUGUCAUCCGACCCCGAGCACCCCUCAUCACGGCCCCAAAUCUUGUCAUGUCAGGCUAGAUGUUUCAACAGUGAUGUUGCUGUAGCAAGUGAAAUGCAGAAAGAACAGGAUUUGACCAUCGAAGGGGGUACCAUUAACAUCUCAAGCGUAUAUUCUCAAGGGUUGUUAAAUACUCUCACCCACGCACUGCAGAGUUCUGGAGUGGAUCUAUCGCAGGCCAGAAUUUCUGUCCAAAUAGAACUUGGUAAACGAGCAACCAGGACAGUCAUAGCUCCAACAUCAAUUGUUAAGGAUGUUGAUAUUCCCAUUAACGAUAUGGGGACGAUACACUCGAGAGUUUCGGGUACAGAAGAUUCUGAGAGAGCCAGAAAGAAGCUCAAGACUGUCAAAAGCUAGUGUGUGAAUUCCAGUCUUUUCGUGAUCGUUCAUAAUUUUAUUCAUUUUUUGGGGCUCCUCCUUUUUGGGGGCUCCCAUGUGUCUUCCACUGGUUUCAAAACUACACGAUUAUCCAAAAUUGAUGUCCUAGUUCAAUUCAUUUUGUUGGGGAUACCCUGCCCUACACAAUGGUAUGUAACAUUAACCUAAAUUCUUCUUUCUAUUGCUAUAACAUAGGCUUCCAUCAUAACAUUGAGAAGCUGCUUUCUUUUCUAAACUCAUCCAGUUAUGUAAAUUAUAAUCUCUCUUUUAAUCUAAAGCUCUCCAUCCUGCACA